GCUGCUUCACUGUGGCCAGAGCAUCACUCAGACAUAUCUGUGUUUCAUGCACUUUAUCAACACCUAAAACAAGCGAGUAGGAACUCCGUGUCUUUCUCGAAGACGCUCCAGCAGGCCGCAUGGAUGGGGAUGAAAACGUCACUCGUUUUGCUGUAAGUCACUGUGAAUCGGAAACUCUCCAACAGGUGUUUUCCACACUUGACUCUGUCUCUUUACUUUUCCCUUUGCAAAGCUCUUAUCAGCCGGGUUACAUAACAAAAACCUGCAGUUUCUGGAGACUGAACAGCAGAGAGACAUUGAUUUAGUGAGUAAUGUCAAAUAUCAAUAUCUAUCUGUGAUGUGAACUUGCUUUGGUAGAGUUAAUUCUUACAUUUGUGAUCGGCGUUUCAUAAAGAGGAAUUAUAAUUUCAAUGUUUUGUUAAAAUAUGUGGAAAAUUACGUCUAAUGUCUGUGUUACAGGAGGCAAACUUAGCUGUUCAUGUUAGCUCUGAGUGUGUGUUCCUGCUUUAGCACUGGUAUCACAGGUUUUGGUGGAUAUCUCGCUCUGCAGUCAAACCCUGUGAAAGCUCCAGAUGUGAAUUCUUGCACCCUGAUAUCUGAAGUGGCCUCCUAUCUGCUGUGUUCCUGUUGACAUGUUCACAGUACUUACUCUGUAACCCAGCAGCUGGUUUAAAUGUAGCUCGUUGCUAAUUCUGGCCUCAACUGUAACAAAGAGGAAGCUGAAACAAACAGAUGAGGGCCGCAGCUUCCUGAGGAGAUUUCCCCAUGAGCUGUGAACAGAAUAAAGACCAGCACUUGCAACCUACUGACUGUAUACAUGAUCUAAUGUACAUGAUAUGGGAAUGAAAAGAGAGAGGGAGGAAAAAAAGCAACAGAAAAUUAACUCAACUGGGUCUUGUAAAGCAGAGUUGACAAAAUCUUUGAGUUCUUCUUAUAUCUUUGAAUUUUAAUGCCUUUAUUUGGGAAAAUGGGAAGAGAAAGAGAACGAGUGUGGGGAGUGACAUAAGGGAGAGGAGCCACAUACUGAAACUGAACUCAGGUUUUCUGCUUUAAUCGCAACACCCCAACACAGAGCACUCUUUUAGCUCUAGCUUUUACAGUUUUUUUAGGCUAUAAUGGGUACUUUGUGGGAACCGUUGCUCUAUUGAGUCCAUUACAGAUCUAUCCUGGCCCAUGGUACCUCUUUUUGUUGGAUAGCUCAUUCAGUCAUGAAAGUUGGCUAGUUUUGUCAUGUACUGAAUUCUGACAUCUAUCUAACUCUGGCAGUAGCAUAUCCAGUCCAGAAGCAACCUUUUCAGAAACAUUAUUUAUUUCUGUAGAAGAAAUCCAAUCUUAAUUUUGUUUUUUCAAAAGCCGUUCAGUGUGAGGUUUGGUAGAAAGACUUCUAUUGAUAGUGAUGCCGAGGUUUUUGUAAACAACCAUUCAAUACAAGUAUUGUCUGCAGCAGGAAAACAUCAUAGCCUUGGUUUUGUUUGCAUUUAGUCCUAGUCUGAGGAGUCCUAGUCUUUCACAACAAUAAAUAAGAGUAUCAUCUGCAUAGAGAUGAAGUGAUGAAUCUACAUUUAUAAAACAGUUUGUCUAUACAGGCCAGAGAGGUAAAAAAAUGUUUUGUACCUAACAAGUUUCGGCUACUUUGCCUCUGCAGCCUUCAUCAGAGCUGUCACAUGAUGUUGGUGACCCAUGCCGGGGGACACCACCAUCCUACCAUCUCAGGUGGGAUGGCAAAACCCAAAUAACUCAUCACAGACAAUGACACACCAACACCGCUGAUGAAGGCUGCAGAGGCAAGGUAGCUGAAACUUGUUAGGUACAAAACAUUUUUUACCUUUCUGGCCUUUAGAGUCAAAUCGUUUUACAAAUAUUUCAUCAACAGGCCAAAUUAACAUCUUUAGUAUAUGAUAAAUCUAUAUUUGGACCCACAUUGUUAAGAUCAAAAGGAAAGAGUGUGGGUCCUAAGACAGAACCUUGUGGCACACCUUUUGUAAUGUUAAGAAAGCUGGAGGAAGAGGCUCUGAGCUGUGAGUACACACUGUCUGCAAAACAACAAAAACAGUACACAUCCAUGUACAUGCACACAUUUUUAUCUGUGAAGUUUUUAAUUUAAACUUUUUCAUGCUAAUCUUAAGAAAGAAAAAAGCUAAACAAACCUACCUCACCUUGGACAGCUUAUUUUUUCUUUCUACAAGAACACAAAGAGUCAAAAACACACAAGCGCAUGGUGCAACCUCUGGCCCUGCGUGGGUACAGCACCAGCUGCUGAGUCUGACGCCCUCACCUUAAGUAAGGUUGUGGUUUUGGUCACAUGACCUUUCGUGCUCAGUUAUAAAAGCAUGUUUUCCGCUCUGACAGGUUGACUCUGUUGGUCAUGAUGAGGGGGCUGCUCGCACUCACCGCACUGUUUGUGGCCGUUCUCGGCAAGGACACCUUUGAGGGGUAAGCGGGCUCCCAGGGGCCUCUCACUGUGUGUACUCUACUUCUAAAUAUAUGCGUGUAUAAAUGUUCAAUAAUGUUGAAUUUCAAAGUACUGACUUUAAUUACAUUUUCCUGCUUUUGCUCAGUGAUGCUUGCUUGAAUAAACUGCUUCAAAUGGGCUAAUCGGUGAUAACUCCACUUUCAGAUUGAAUGGUGUGUUUUGUUUUAUUAUGAGUAGUUUACCAGCUAGAAUAGGCAAACAAUAGUCUUACCUCACAGUAUGUGUACCAAUCUCUCUUUUGGGUUGUGUAAAAGGAUGUGAAACAACAUUGUGGUCUUAUUACAGGCAUCAGGUGCUCCGCAUCCUGGCAAAGGAUGAAUCCCAGCUGGCUGUUAUCAAGGAGCUGGAGGACAUGGUCGAGCUUGAGGUAAAUUCAUAACAACACCUAUGAACAACAGCAAAUUAACACAAAUGAAAAGAGAGUCAGACUCGCUCUGACGUUUGUACGAUAUCUGUGUUUUCUUUUAGCUGGACAUGUGGAGAGGUGUGAGCGAUGUUGACACUCCUGUGGACAUCAGAGUUCCCUUUGAAAGCCUGCAGUCCGUCAAAAUUUACCUGGAGACUCAGGAGAUCAAGUACUCUAUCAUGAUCAAAGACCUGCAGGUAAGAGACGGAGACAAAGUCUGGAUUCUGUGACUCAGAAACGCACCAAAAUUUGCAGAAGUUUCAGCCAAAUGUUGACCUUAUUUUGUGAUAUGAGUGAUUUAUUUUCUCCUCUUUAGGCUAUGCUGGAUGAGGAGAAGGAGGAGAUGCAGUCUGCUGCUCGUGCUGCUCAGCCCAGGAACACAGACAGCUUUGACUACUCCAACUACCACAGCAUCGACGAGGUCAGCACUUAACUCACCCUGUCUACGCCAACAUUUUUUUUAUUCACAUUACAUCACGUCUUAAAUGAUGUCAAUAUGUUGAUAAAGAGCUGUUUUGUCUCCUGCUUAGAUCUACAAUUUCCAGGACAUGCUGGUGGCUGAGAACCCCAACUUAGUCAGCAAGAUUGUGAUUGGUCAGAGUUACCAGGGUCGUCCCCUGAAUGUGCUCAAGGUAAACAUAACGAGCAGUUUAUUAAAAGUAUGUCCACUCAUAUUUCCUUUAAUAGUUUGGGAUUUAUGUGAUUUUUCUGUGUCUCUCCUGUGUCACAGUUCAGCACUGGAGGAACCAACCGUCCCGCCAUCUGGAUCGACACUGGUAUCCACUCCAGAGAGUGGGUCACUCAGGCCAGCGGGACCUGGUUCGCCAAGAAGGUGACGUGUUGAAACUCAAGUUCGGCUUUUGUUUCUAUCUCACAGUCUUUGCAGUUUCUGAGCACUAAAUAAUGGAGUUUUAAAAUUUUCACGUGUAGAUUGUGACCGAUUACGGAACUGACCCUGCUCUCACCGCCAUCCUCAACAACAUGGACAUCUUCCUGGAGAUUGUGACCAAUCCUGAUGGUUUUCACUACACCCACAACAGCGUGAGUACAGCAGUGAUAAAUACAAAAGAGGAAUUAAAGGAUGAAAAAAUUAAAAGUUAAGAUAAGAUACAUAAGAUAGGCUAUAUAUGUAUUUGAGUGUUGAUAUUUCUCGGGCUCCAGCAUUAAAACUUGUAAAUCUUCCGAUCUUCUACAAAACUUUGGUAAACUUUGAUACUUUUUCAAAAGUUGAUAGUUUACUAAAGCCUUUUAGGAGCUGCUCAGACAACAUGAAAAAAUAUAAAUGUGUUUCUUUCAUUUAGAGAAACCACCUUUAACAUUAGUUUGACAAAUUGUGAUGACUUUCUCUGAUAUUUCCAGAACCGUAUGUGGCGUAAGACCAGGAAGCCCAACCCCGGCUCCAGCUGUGUUGGAGUUGAUCCCAACAGGAACUGGGACGCUGGUUUUGGAGGUAUUUAUUCUUACUGUCGCUGAAAUUUGAUGAGGAAAUGUAACUCUGAAAACACAUUGUCUAACUGCCAAACAACUGUUGUGUUUUUGACAUAACUGCGUGGGUUAGAAGUACUUUUAUUUUCACUCUUCAAACCUAUUGGCUACUCCUGUCCCCUGAUAUCAUUAACAAUAUCACCACUAGAUGGUGCCAAAAUCCUGAUAAUCAAUUCUCAUACACAGGACUCAACUUUGCACUUUUUUGUCUCUUAUUUUUUUGGGUACAUUUUAACCGUGAUGAAAUGAUAUUUAUGGACAAACUGUGGCUUCUCUGCUCUUGCACUUUCACUGACACUCUCAUCGCCCACCUGUAGCACCCGGUGCCAGUAACAACCCCUGCUCAGAGACUUUCCGUGGACCCAGAGCUCACUCUGAGUCUGAGGUCAAGUCUAUUGUGGACUUUGUGAAGGCCCACGGUAACAUCAAGGCCUUCAUCUCCAUCCACGCCUACUCCCAGAUGCUCCUGUACCCCUACGGCUACACCAAGACUCCCGCCAAGCACCAGGCUGAGCUGGUAAAAAGCAAUCCAGACUUAUCAAUAUAGUAGAGUUUCAAUUGUAAUGAAGAUAAAUAACAUAUUGUGAUGUUUGUGGUCUCUUACAGCACAGCUUGGCUAAGAAGGCCAUCACUGACCUUGCCACUCUGUAUGGAACUCGCUACAGAUACGGCAGCAUCAUCAACACCAUCUGUAAGUUUGACUCAGUUUACUCACAAUAUUGUCUCUUUUUUCCACUUUCACACCAAGAAAUAUUAUUCUCUCUACUUAUAAUUCCAUUUUCACUGCUGAUACAGAAUGACAAUCUCGAUUUAAACCUAAAAAGCUGAAUAGAUUUCUAUUUAUCUAUAUCACAAACAUCGGUUCAUGUGGAGUCACUGGUGGAUUACUAAGAAUUUGGGCAUUUUAUCAUAAUCAUUACAGAAAACCAUAGAAGGAGGAUUAUCUGUGUAAAAGGGACAGGGUUAAACAAUACUGGAUGGUGAUCUUUAGGCACUGGAUCAAAACAGGGAUGACUCUGUAGUCUAAAUCACUGUAUGUGUUCGAAUUAUUCCCCAAAUCUACUGUCUUUGCACUAUUUUCAGAUAAAAAUUGGGGUGUUAUCAGUAGGGUUUCCCCCUGCUGGUGAAUAAUCAGAAUGCAGGAUGAGGCCAAUUAUUAUUAAUCAUAACAAUAGUACAUUUUAUUUUUAGUGCCCUUUACAUCUAAAGACCUCAAAGGGCUACAUCUUAAAAGCAAAGAAAUUUCACAGUAAAGGAAUAUAAAAACAGGUUGUUGGUUAAAAACAAGAGAAAAAUCUCAUUAAAAGAGUAAAAGCAAAAAAAGAAUCCAUGAGGAGGGACUAAAAGUUGUGCUAAAAAGAAAAGUUUUGAGUCAAUUCUUCAUUGGCAUCAGUUUUGUAGGCCUAUUUAGGGCCAUCAUAUAUAUACGAAUACAGGAUUUGAUAGCUAACCCACAAACUUUCUCCUUUCUUAUUAUAAUUUCAUUUUUAUAUUUAAACUCCAAAUAUUAUCGAUUCUAACAUAAGUCAUUCAGAUCAGAUUAAGGACCAAUCAAAAAAGACCCCCCUGUAGAUUAACUGACUGAAUCUUCCUUCUUCACACAUGUAAACUCAUGUUUUAUACAAACAACCCUGAGAGUUUCCUCUUUGAUUUACAGACCAGGCUAGCGGCAGCACUGUUGACUGGACCUACGACCAGGGCAUCAAGUACUCCUACACCUUCGAGCUGAGGGAUACCGGCCGCUACGGCUUCCUCCUGCCAGCCAAGCAGAUCGUCCCCACCGCCACCGAGACCUGGCUGGCUCUGAUGGCCAUCAUGAACCACACCUACCAGAACCCCUAUUAAUCUGUGUGCGUGUGAGAGAGGAUGGGUAAUCCCACCUGCAAAAUCUUUUCUUAUAAUCUAAUACCACCUUCUUCAUCAUCAUCAUCAUCAUCAUCAUCAUCAUCAUCAUUGCUGAUUGGACAUACCACAAACAGACAAAUAAACAAGUACUUUGGUUCAUGUC
Xyrichtys novacula (pearly razorfish) is the source of this 6372-nucleotide messenger RNA. Lineage: Eukaryota; Metazoa; Chordata; Actinopteri; Labriformes; Labridae. The record is from the annotation of a GenBank genome assembly.